Messenger RNA from Stomoxys calcitrans (stable fly), 11903 nucleotides. Its product is annotated as mesocentin. NCBI's taxonomy places the organism in Eukaryota, Metazoa, Arthropoda, Insecta, Diptera, Muscidae. Gene Ontology annotation, molecular function: calcium ion binding. Bases 225 to 10355 code for a protein of 3376 amino acids. The transcript is spliced from 17 exons. The record is from RefSeq and is a predicted model, not a curated record.
GUGGCGUCUCCUUGUUGUGUUACGAAUUGGUUUUGGACCGGGAGAGAUCGACUCGUAUACUCGUACUCGUACAUUUCUAUUAAUACGAGAGUGUAAUAAAUAGAAAAUAUUUUUGAUUUUAAAGAAACCAUAAAUUAGAAUAAUUUAUGAGGUGAUUUAAAGUACUAACAUUUCAUUCAACUACAACUGAUUCCUGGGAUACUGGAGUUUUAUUGUGAAUUGUUAUGGGGCGAAUUACAUUUUGGUUCCUAUUGGGACUAACGUUAUUCGCCAUCUCUUCUCAGGAUGUGUUAGCUAGCUCUGAUGUUGGACCUACUGAAUCCGAAUGCCGUCCUUAUAUUGAAAAGGCCAUUAACGAACUGAAAACAGGUGAAGACAAAGAAGAAUUAAUCCCUAGUCCCGAUACGACUUCCGGCGAAGAUUUAACGAAAAAAGAUAACGACCAUGGUGGAGAGUCCGGUGAAAUGCAGGGAGAUCAACCUGUUCAUGAACAAAAGGAAAGCGUUGUCGAGGAGGUGAAAGCCCCUGUCGACCUUGAUGGUGAUGGCAUUCCCAAUGAACAGGAUAAUGACAUCGAUGGCGAUGUCAUACCCAAUGAAGAAGAUGACGAUAUGGAUGGUGAUGGCGUUUUAAAUGUCAAUGAUGAUGAUAUUGACGGUGACGUCAUUCCCAAUAACAAGGACUCGGAUAUGGAUGGAGACGGUGUGGAGAAUGUCCAUGAUGCUGAUUUGGAUGGUGAUGGCGUAGCCAAUGUCGUUGAUGCUGAUAUCGAUGGCGAUGGUGUUGCCAAUGUCCUGGAUGCUGAUAUGGAUGGUGAUGGCGUUGCCAAUAUUGUUGAUGCCGACAUUGAUGGCGAUGGUGUGCGCAAUGUCAGUGACAACGAUUUGGAUGGUGAUGGCAUUCCCAAUGAUGAAGAUGAUGAUAUGGAUGGCGAUGGCAUUCCCAACGAUCAAGAUGAUGAUAUCGAUGGUGAUGGCAUUCCCAAUGAUCAAGAUGAUGAUAUUGAUGGCGAUGGUAUCCCUAAUCACGAGGAUGAUGACAUCGAUGGCGAUGGCAUUCCAAACCAUGAGGAUGAUGAUAUUGAUGGCGAUGGCAUUCCUAAUCAUGAAGAUGACGAUAUUGAUGGUGAUGGUAUACCCAAUCAUGAAGAUAAUGAUAUUGAUGGUGAUGGUAUUCCUAAUGAUCAAGAUGAUGAUAUCGAUGGUGAUGGCAUUCCCAAUGAACAAGAUGAUGAUAUCGAUGGCGAUGGUAUUCCCAAUCAUGAGGAUGAUGAUAUUGACGGUGAUGGUAUUCCCAAUCAUGAAGACGACGAUAUUGAUGGUGAUGGUAUUCCCAACCAUGAAGACGAUGAUAUUGAUGGCGAUGGUAUUCCCAAUACUGAGGAUGAUGAUAUCGAUGGCGAUGGCAUUCCAAACCACGAAGACAAUGACAUUGAUGGUGAUGGCAUUCCAAAUCAUGAAGAUAACGAUAUCGAUGGCGAUGGAAUUCCCAAUGACCAGGAUAACGAUAUAGAUGGCGAUGGUAUUCCCAACCAUGAAGACGAUGAUAUUGAUGGUGAUGGCAUUGCUAAUGAAGUAGAUGACGAUGUUGAUGGCGAUGGUUUGCCCAAUGACGAAGAACCCAAGAGCCUUGAUGUUGAUAGUGAUGGCAUUACCAACGAUGAUGAUAGUGAUAUCGAUGGUGAUGUGGUACCCAAUGAGUUAGAUGCUGAUAUGGAUGGUGAUGGUAUUCCCAAUACCCGUGACAACGACAUCGACGGUGAUGGAGUUCCCAAUGUGCAUGAUGAAGACGGUCAUGAACAGGCUGAUGUUCAACCAGGCGCACGCACCAAGCGUAGUGUUGGCGAUCUAGAUGGUGAUGGCAUACCCGAUGAGGAAGACGAUGACAAGGAUGGUGAUGGUAUUCCUGAUCAUCAAGAUGAUGAUUUGGAUGGCGACGGUAUUCCCAAUCAUCAAGAUGAAGACAUUGAUGGUGAUGGCUUGCAUAACCAUGAGGAUGCCGAUGACAAUGGUGAUGGUAAAUCAGAUGAUGAAGCAGCCGCUGAGGAGGAAGCCCAAGCAGCCGAAGAAGUAGUAGAAAUGGAAGCCGCCGAAGAGAAGACCGAAGCUGUGGAGGAAGAAGUCGAAGCUGUGGCUGCCGAAGUGGUUGAAGCAGCAGCUGUUGAUGAGCCUAAAGCUUCUGCUGAGGAAACUGAAGAUACUGCUGAUGAGGCUAAAGGCUCUGUGGAGGAAGCAGAGGGCACUGCUGAGGAGGCUGCUGAGGAAGUUGAAGCUGUUUCUGCAGAAGCCGAAGUUGCUGCUGAGGAAACUCCCGAAGCUGAAGAGGAAACCAAGCCAGAAGAUGAAUUAUUAUGGGUUUCUAAAAAACGUGGAGAUCCCAACGACAUUGAUGGUGAUGGCAUUCCCAACAUACACGAUGAUGAUAUGGAUGGUGAUGGCAUUGCCAAUCGCGACGACAACGACAUGGAUGGCGACGGUCUUCCCGCCGAAGAAGAUGAGGAUAUCGAUGGAGAUGGAACACCCAAUAGUUUAGAUGCCGAUGUGGAUGGUGAUGGCACCCCAAAUCACUUGGAUGAAGAUAUUGAUGGUGAUGGUACCCCUAAUCAUCUUGACGCAGAUGUUGAUGGUGAUGGUACGCCCAACCAUUUAGAUGCAGAUAUGGAUGGCGAUGGCACCCCCAAUGAUUUGGAUGCAGAUGUUGAUGGUGAUGGCACGCCUAAUCAUUUGGAUGAUGAUAUUGAUGGUGAUGGCACCCCCAAUGAUCUUGAUGCAGAUGUUGAUGGCGAUGGUACACCAAAUCAUUUGGAUGAGGAUAUAGAUGGUGAUGGCACACCUAAUCACCUGGACGCCGAUGUGGAUGGCGAUGGUACUCCAAAUCAUUUAGAUGAAGAUAUAGAUGGUGAUGGUACCCCCAAUCACCUGGAUGCCGAUGUAGAUGGUGAUGGUACUCCAAAUCAUUUGGAUGAGGAUAUAGAUGGUGAUGGUACACCAAAUCACCUGGAUGCCGAUGUAGAUGGUGAUGGUACUUUAAAUCAUCUCGACGAAGAUAUAGAUGGCGAUGGCACCCCUAAUCAUCUUGAUGGCGAUGUCGAUGGAGAUGGCACGCCAAAUGAGGUGGAUGAAGACAUCGAUGGUGAUGGCACUCCCAAUGAUCUGGAUGCCGAUGUUGAUGGCGAUGGCACUCCCAACCAUCUGGACGAAGACAUUGAUGGUGAUGGCACUCCCAAUCAUCUUGACGGGGACGUUGAUGGAGAUGGUACUCCAAAUGAGGUGGAUAAAGACAUCGAUGGCGAUGGCACUCCCAAUGAUCUGGACGGCGAUAUUGAUGGUGAUGGUACACCCAAUUAUUUGGAUGCCGACAUUGAUGGAGAUGGCACACCAAAUGCCUUAGACGAUGAUAUAGAUGGUGAUGGUGUAAGCAAUGAAAAAGACAACGAUAUCGACGGAGAUGGUGUGUCCAACGAUGAGGAUGAUGAUAUAGAUGGCGACAAUACUCCCAACGAUUUGGAUGAAGAUAUGGAUGGAGAUGGCAUUAGUAAUGCCCAUGAUAUGGAUGUUGAUGGUGAUGGAGUGUCUAACACCCAAGAUGAUGACCAUCAAGAUAUGGAUGGUGAUGGCAUCCCCGAUAGCAAAGAUGAUGAUAAGGAUGGUGAUGGUGUACCCAAUCAUCAGGAUGAUGAUGUUGAUGGAGAUGGCAUACCAAAUGUUCAUGAUACGGAUAUCGAUGGUGAUGGCAUACCCAACGAAAAGGAUGCGGAUCGCGAUGGCGAUGGUUUACCAAAUGACCGCGAUGAUAGUGAUGGAGAAGCUGAUGACAAAAAAGGGAUUUCCAGAGGCAAAGACAUCGAUGGUGAUGGUAUUCCCAAUGAACGUGAUCCUGAUAUGGAUGGUGAUGGCAUUGUGAAUGUGAGAGACUCGGAUGCAGAUGGCGAUGGCAUUCCUAAUAGUAAAGACUCAGAUAUUGAUGGUGAUGGAAUUGCGAAUGCCCAAGACAAGGAUAUCGAUGGUGAUGGUAUAUUAAAUGAAAGAGACAACGAUACCGAUGGUGAUGGCAUUGCCAAUGAAGACGAACCCAAGAACCUUGACAUAGACAACGAUGGUAAAACGAACGAUGAUGAUAGUGAUAUUGAUGGUGAUGCCAUACCCAAUGAAUUGGAUGAAGACAUGGAUGGUGAUGGUUUACUUAAUGUGCGUGAUAAGGAUAUGGAUGGGGAUGGAGUGCCUAAUGUCCAUGACGAAGAUCAUCGCGAUAUGGAUGGUGAUGGUGUAAGCGAUGACCAUGAUGAUGAUAUGGAUGGUGAUGGCAUUGCCAAUUUAAAGGAUCAUGAUAUGGAUGGAGAUGGUAUACCCAAUCAAAAAGACUCAGAUCGUGAUGGUGAUGGUAUUCCCAACAAAAAAGAUCCCCAUGAUGGGGAAGCGGAUGAUAAGAAGCGUAUUAAACGGAUUUCCAGAGUUCGUGCAAACGAUAUAGACGGUGAUGGUAUACCAAAUAUUCAUGAUACCGAUAUGGAUGGCGAUGGCAUUCUGAACCAGGAAGAUCCUGAUGCCGAUGGUGAUGGCAAACCCACCAGCGAAGAUUCCGACAUCGAUGGUGAUGACACUCCUAAUAGCGAAGAUGAAGAUAUCGAUGGUGAUGGCAUUGCCAAUGAAAAAGAUCACGAUGUUGAUGGCGAUGGCAUGCCCAAUGAGGAAGAACCCAAAAGUUUGGAUUUAGACAAUGAUGGCAUACCCAAUAAUGAGGAUAGCGAUAUGGAUGGUGAUGUAAUACCCAAUGAACUGGAUGAGGAUAUGGAUGGCGAUGGUAUACUGAAUAUUCGUGACAAAGAUAUCGAUGGCGAUGGUGUGCCCAAUCUUCACGAUGAAGAUCAUCGUGAUAUGGAUGGUGAUGGGGUGGCCGAUGAACAUGACGAAGAUAUUGAUGGUGAUGGUAUUCCAAAUGUAAAAGAUCACGAUAUUGAUGGUGAUGGUAUUCCCAAUCAACGUGAUCCAGAUCGCGAUGGUGAUGGCAUAAGCAACAGCAAAGAUCAAAAGGAUGGCGAAGCUGAUGAUAAGCGAUCAACUCGCAAAUUGAAACGGAUUUCCAGAGCCCAUGCAAAUGAUUUGGAUGGCGAUGGUAUACCAAAUAUUAAUGAUCCCGAUAUGGAUGGUGAUGGUAUUCUCAAUCUGCAAGACUCGGAUGCCGAUGGGGAUGGAAUUUCCAUGAUGGAUGAUUCUGAUAUUGAUGGCGAUGGCACACCCAAUAGUGAAGAUGAGGACAUCGAUGGCGAUGGUGUGACCAAUGACAAGGAUGAAGAUAUCGAUGGCGAUGGCAUGUUGAACGAAGAAGAACCGGAAAGCCUCGACUUCGAUAAGGAUGGCAUACCGAAUGAUGAGGACAAUGAUAUUGAUGGCGAUGUUAUACCCAAUGAAUUAGAUGAAGACAUGGAUGGCGAUGGGGUGCCGAAUAUUCAUGAUAAGGACAUUGAUGGUGAUGGAGUGCCCAAUCUUCAUGAUGACGAUCAUGCCGAUAAAGAUGGUGAUGGUGUUCUAGAUGAACAUGAUGAUGAUAUUGAUGGCGAUGGUGUGCCUAAUCAUAAGGACGACGAUAUUGAUGGCGAUGGUGUACCAAAUGCACGCGAUGGCGAUCGAGAUGGUGAUGGGGUACCAAAUUUUAAAGAUAUUAGGGAUGGCGAAGCCGAUGAUCACAAGUCUGGGGUCAAAUUGAAACUGGUUUCUAAAGGACACGAUAGCGAUAUUGAUGGCGAUGGCAUACCAAAUAUACACGACACCGAUAUGGAUGGUGAUGGUAUACUCAACCAUGAGGAUUAUGAUGCUGAUGGUGAUGGAAUUCCUACCGACAAAGAUACCGACAUUGAUGGCGAUGGAAAGCUCAAUCAUGAAGACGACGAUAUUGAUGGCGAUGGCAUUGCCAAUGAAAAGGAUCAUGACAUAGAUGGUGAUGGCAUGUCAAAUGAUGAAGAACCCAAGAGCUUUGAUAUCGAUGGUGAUGGCAUUCCCAAUGAUCAAGAUGAGGACAUUGAUGGGGAUGUUAUACCCAAUGAAUUGGAUGAAGACAUGGAUGGUGAUGGUGUACUCAAUGUUCGUGACAAGGACAUUGAUGGUGAUGGAGUGCCCAAUGUACAAGACAAAGACCAUCGCGAUAUGGAUGGCGAUGGCAUACCGGAUCACCAUGAUGAUGAUAUUGAUGAGGAUGGUAUUCCAAAUCAUAUAGACGAUGAUAUAGAUGGGGAUGGUAUCCUCAAUGACCACGAUAUAGAUCGUGAUGGCGAUGGUUUUCACAAUCACCAGGAUGAUAGUGAUGGUGAAGCCGACGAUAAAAAUGUUUUUAUUAAAAUGUUACGGAUUUCCAGAGGUCUUGCUUUUGACAUUGAUGGUGAUGGCAUACCAAAUGUCCAUGAUACUGAUAUGGAUGGCGAUGGCAUUCUUAAUCAGGAGGACAAUGAUGCCGAUGGUGAUGGCAUUCCCACUGCCCAAGAUGCCGAUAUUGAUGGGGAUGGAACACCGAAUUAUGAGGAUGAUGACAUCGAUGGUGAUGGCAUUGCCAAUGAAAUGGACCAUGAUCUAGAUGGUGAUGGUAUGUCAAAUGACGAAGAACCCAAAAGUCUUGACCUUGACGGAGAUGGUAUACUCAACGAUGACGAUGAUGAUAUUGAUGGUGAUGUAAUUCCCAAUGAACUGGACGAUGAUAUGGACGGUGAUGGUGUGUUGAAUGUACGUGACAAAGACAUUGAUGGAGAUGGAGUACCUAAUGUUCAAGAUAUUGAUCAUCGGGAUAUGGAUGGUGAUGGUAUACCCGACCAUCAUGAUGAUGAUGUGGAUGCCGAUGGUAUACCAAAUGCGAAGGAUGAUGACAUUGAUGGCGAUGGCAUACCUAAUGAACGCGAUAUCGAUCGCGAUGGUGAUGGUUUUCACAAUGAACAGGAUCACAGUGAUGGAGAGGCUGAUGAUAAGAAGAUCAGUGGUAGAAGAAAACGGAUUUCCAGAGGUCAUGCCAUUGAUUUGGAUGGUGAUGGCAUACCCAACAUCCAUGACACCGAUAUGGAUGGCGAUGGUAUACUGAAUCACGAGGACAAUGAUGUUGAUGGUGAUGGCUUGGAAACCCAUGAAGAUCCUGAUAUCGAUGGUGAUGGCACCUUGAAUCAUGAGGAUGAAGAUAUCGAUGGUGAUGGCAUUGUCAACGAACAUGAUCAUGAUAUCGACGGCGAUGGCUUGGCUAAUCAUCAUGAACCCACUAGUCUGGAUAUUGAUGGUGAUGGCAUACCCAACGAUGAUGAUGAUGAUAUUGAUGGUGAUGUUAUACCCAAUGAUUUGGAUAAAGACAUGGAUGGCGAUGGUGUGCCCAAUGUGCACGACAAAGAUAUCGAUGGCGAUGGCAUACCCAAUAUCCAUGAUGAUGAUCAUCCCGAUAUGGAUGGUGAUGGCAUACCAGAUUGUGUGGACGACGAUAGAGAUGGAGACGGCAUUCCAAAUCACAAAGAUGAUGACAUUGAUGGUGAUGGUAUACCAAAUCACAAGGAUGAUGACAUCGAUGGUGAUGGUGUGCCGAAUCAUCGUGAUGUAGAUCGUGAUGGUGAUGGCGAGCAUGAUGACAGUGAUGCUCACAAGCGUCAUGACAAGAAGUCGAUUUCCAGAGGUCAUGAUAUUGAUGGCGAUGGCAUACCCAACGUUCACGACACUGACAUGGAUGGCGAUGGCAUAUUGAAUCACGAGGACAACGAUGUGGAUGGUGAUGGUUUGUCAACACAUGAAGAUCCCGACAUCGAUGGCGAUGGCACCUUGAACCAUGAGGAUGAGGAUAUAGAUGGCGAUGGCAUUGCCAACGAACAUGACCAUGACAUCGAUGGUGAUGGCAUGACAAAUGAUCAAGAGCCAGCCAGCCUAGACAUUGAUGGCGAUGGUAUACCAAAUGACGAUGAUGAGGAUAUCGAUGGUGAUGUCAUUCCCAAUGAAUUGGAUGAGGAUAUGGAUGGUGAUGGCAUACCCAAUCUCCAUGACAAAGACAUCGAUGGUGAUGGUGUGCCCAAUGUGCAUGAUGAAGAUCAUCGUGAUAUGGAUGGUGAUGGAGUGCCCGAUGAUCAGGAUGAUGAUAUUGAUGGUGAUGGCAUACCCAACCACAAAGAUGAAGACAUUGAUGGUGAUGGUAUACCCAAUCAUCAAGAUGUGGAUCGCGAUGGUGAUGGUGUGCCCAAUGUUCAUGAUCACUUUGAUGGUGAGGCCGAUGAUAAGAAAUCUGUUGUUAGUCGCACGAGGCAUGAUCUCGAUGGUGAUGGUAUUCCCAAUAUUCACGAUCCUGACAUGGAUGGCGAUGGUAUUCUCAACCAUGAAGACAAUGAUCUUGAUGGUGAUGGUAUACCCACACACAAGGAUACCGAUAUUGAUGGCGACGGAAAACCGAAUACUGAAGAUGAGGAUAUCGAUGGCGAUGGCAUUGUCAAUGAAAAGGAUCAUGACAUUGAUGGUGAUGGCAUGCCCAACAGUGAGGAACCCAAGAGCCUGGAUAUCGAUGGCGAUGGCAUACACAAUGAUGAUGAUACCGAUAUCGAUGGUGAUGUACUGCCCAAUGAGUUGGAUCCUGAUAUGGAUGGUGAUGGGGUGCCCAAUAGGCAUGACAAUGAUAUCGAUGGUGAUGGCAUACCCAAUAAACAUGAUGAGGAUAAACAUGAGCAGGCUGAUAUACAGCCUAGUGCCAAGAAACGGUCCAAACGUGAUUUGGAGGCAGUUUCCACCAGUGAUAUGGAUGGCGAUGGCAUACCCGAUGAUUUGGAUGAGGAUAAGGAUGGUGAUGGAGUGCCAAAUCAUCAAGAUGACGAUAUCGAUGGUGAUGGUAUACCCAAUUAUCAGGACAAUGACAUUGAUGGUGAUGGCAUACCCAAUGAGCAUGAUGACGAUCGUGAUGGUGACGGUGUGACAAAUGCCGAAGAUGAUAGCGAUGGUGAACUGGAUGAUAUUGAUACCCGACCGGAAGAUGAAUUACUUUGGGAAGGUGAAAUUCCCGAACAACGUCGUAGCCGCGAUCACAUUAACGAACUUUUGCAACUUGACGAACAAUACAAUGCUCGCGAAAAGGCCAUCGAUAAUGUGGCUGAAGUUAUUUUGCGUGACAUUAAACGUACCUAUGAGAAUGCCAUUAAGCCCUUGGAAGCUAUGUUCAAAUAUCGUGACUUGAGCAAUCGUCACUUUGGUGAUCCAGAAAUUUUUUCCAAACCUUUGGUUUUGUUCAUGGGCCCCUGGUCUGGUGGCAAAUCAUCGAUUAUUAACUAUUUGACUGAUAAUGAAUAUACACCUCAUUCCUUGAGAUCGGGUGCUGAACCUUCACCGGCCUAUUUCAAUAUCUUGAUGUGGGGUAAUGAGACGGAAGUUUUGGAUGGCACACAAUUGGCAGCCGAUUAUACAUUUUCUGGCUUGCAGAAAUUCGGUCAAGGUUUGGAGGAUCGCUUGCGUGGUCUUAAGAUGCCAAUUAAGUUGUUGGAAAAGGUCAACAUUGUCGAAAUUCCCGGCAUUUUGGAAGUACGCAAACAGGUCUCACGCCUCUUCCCCUUCAAUGAUGCCUGCCAAUGGUUCAUCGAUCGUGCCGAUAUCAUUUUCCUGGUCUACGAUCCUGCCAAACUUGAUGUUGGCCCCGAAACCGAAGCUAUUUUGGAUCAAUUGAAGGGUCGUGAAUAUCAAACCCGCAUCAUUUUGAAUAAGGCCGAUACUGUGAAACCAGAAGAAUUGUUGCGCGUUCAAAGUGCCUUGAUUUGGAAUAUUUCUCCAUUGAUGUCAUCAGCUCAACCACCAUUGGUGUAUACCACUUCAUUGUGGGGUCGUCCCUAUCAAGAGGGUUCCCCUGCUCGUUUGUUGUUGGCCCAGGAGAGAGCUUUCCUCAGAGAUCUUCGUACAGCUGUUGACAAGAGGAUUGAAAACAAAAUUGCUAGUGCGCGUCGUUUUGCUGUUCGCGUCCGUAAUCAUGCCAAAAUGGUUGACUGCUAUCUCAAUACCUACUACAAUCACAAAUCAUUGUUUGGCAACAAGAAACGCAUUGCCGAUACAAUUAUUGAGAAUCCCCAAAAUUACCACAUCUACGAGGGUCUGUCAACACUGACGAAUAUCUCGCGUUACGAUUUGCCCGAUCCCGAGGUGUAUCGUGACUUCUUCCGCUUGAAUCCAUUGUAUGAAUUCAAGAAAUUGUCAGAGACUUGCUCAUACUUCCGCGGUUGUCCCAUUACCAAAUUGGAUGUGGCCAUUGCUUAUGAUUUGCCCGAUUUGGUAGGCAAAUACAAGCGUAUGGCCGAAACAGCUUUGGCCAAUGUGGAGCAGAAGGAGGCAGCCGCAGCUGGUGGUGGUGAAGAUGAUAAAAAUCAAAAGACCAAAAGUUGAGUUGACAUUUCCAAGUGAUAUAAAAAAACAACAACAACUUAAACAACAACAGAAUAAGAAAAACAACUACAAACACUAGAUGAUAGUCUAUGUUAGCCCUUGCUAGAAGAAGAGAAGAAAAAAAGAGAAAAAGUUAACCCUAUCUUACAACUAACGAGAGCGCUCUCUCUUUUUCUCUUUAUUUGCCUUAAAAUGUAUUCCAUGAAUCGAGAGUAUUCAAAACGGAGAGCAUCUCUCAAAAUGAGUGUUAUGUGAGAGCGCUUCAACAUGUCUUUCUAUUAUGAGAGUUAAGAGAGAGUAAACGAGUCCAAGCCAUGAGAAAUUUCUCCUGGCCAAUUCUUUUGGAGAACAUUAAAUAUUUCAUCAAGAGUUAUCACAAGAGAGCUACAGAAGACAUCACUUAGUCAAGUUUAAGGAGAGACCACCACCCCAAAACAACAACAACAACAACUACAACAUGAGCCAACUGCAACAUUUUAAUAGCCCUUUUAAGAGUUUACUAUUACAAAAAGAAAAAACCUAAUAAUAACAAUAAUAAAUUAAAACACAUUUACACAGAAAAUAGCAAAACGAAAAAAGCACUAACCCCCGUCCCCUUUCAAAAUUAAAAAUAAUACAAACAACUAAUUGAGAGAAAAGAGAGAGAGAUAUAUGAGAGCGAUUUAAUUUUUUUUAGUUAUCUAAGUCAUAACAAGUAGUCACGAUUUGAGUUAGAGCAAACCAAACAGAGAGCGAGAGAGAGAGAAAAAAAAAACAAGAAACAUUUAGCCAGCACUUUUAUCAAAACGAUAGACAAUCAAAUUAAAAAAAAAAAAAUUCAGGCCCCUGAUUUAAUUUGAAAUUUUUAAUGUUUUUUGAAAUCGUUUUUUUUCUUCAAAACAGUUCAACCAACCAACAAACAGACAGACAGCUACUUCUACUACAGUUUAGCACAGUAGGCAUAUAAUUUUAUUUAAAGCAUUUAAUUUAUUUGUCAGUGCACGUCAUUUUCUAUAACUUUGUUAUCCCACCAUCUAUGGAAUAUUGCACCUCCAAGGGGUUCCUUGGUUCCUUUUGUUCCGUCCGUUUUUUUAUAUAGAGAAACCCCCGCCCCACCCACAGUCUCUGUUCUUUGUUUCUGUUUUCUUGUCUUUAUGUCCUUAGCCCAAAAUCAUAGAGAAUAAGUUUUACAUUUUUUGAAAAAAGAAAAAGGAAAAAUUUUGAAUUUUUUGUGAGACAGUGAAGACGUUUCAACUAAUACUUCAGCAUACCUAUGUAUAUAUGUAUGUAUUUGGUUAGAUAUGUUUGUAUGUGUGUAAGGAUUUUCUUUGCGCAUGUAUGUAUUUAGCCGCCUCCAAACAGUACAGCAAAUCUUUUGCAAAUGUAUUUUUCUUUUUUUUUUGUAAUUUAGUACUUCAGUUUUGUGUUUUUUUAGAUAGCCUUUUUUCGGUUUAGAAGAUGUGUUGUGUGACAGCAAACGUUUUCUGAUAAUGGAAUUUGUAAGAUUAUUUUUCAAUAAAAUGAUGCGACUUUAAGUAAAUAAAUAAAUCUUAAAAAAAAACAGAAAAA